This is a messenger RNA of Apis cerana (Asiatic honeybee), 1730 nucleotides long. It is a transcript of the gene wrm1, whose product is annotated as wurmchen 1 transmembrane protein. NCBI's taxonomy places the organism in Eukaryota, Metazoa, Arthropoda, Insecta, Hymenoptera, Apidae. The record is from RefSeq and is a predicted model, not a curated record.
CUACAUGUGAACACUGCACAAGACAUUAAUUUCUUUUACUAUAUACAACGCCCCGCCCAAACACAAUUUUGUGUAACAGUUUCUAUUGCAUCAAAUGAUGUCCGUAUUCAAGAUGAUUACGUCGUUAAAUUAAUAUUACAAAAAUUAUACAUAUAUUUCUACUAUAAUAAUAAAAAUUUAAUUAAUAAUCAAUAUAAAAUUCAUCAGUAAAAGAACUAUUUAAGAGGAAUCUUUAAAAUUUAUAAAAUGUCCAUUUUAGACGAGCGAGAAGAUUAUUUGAAGAAUCCCUUCUUUGUGAAGCAUGAAUAUGGUGAUUUUACACCAUUUUAUGUCACUGUCACUAUCUGUUCUCUACUAUUUGCAUUUUUGUGCAUUCUGAACAUUGGAUUUUGUUGUUCGCGUCAUCGAUAUUAUUGGCAGAGUCCUCAUACUGGAAACAGAUGGAUUCAACCAUUAUGGACAGUAUUACCGCAUAAAACACCACCUUUGGAUUUAACUGAAUUAGAACCAGGACGUGCUUUUGAGGCACAAGAGAAACAAGAGGUUUUACAAUAUCACGAUCCAAAGCCAUACGGAACUGCACCACAAACACAAGAAUAUAUGGAGAUGCAAAAACGUGAGAGUGAAAUUUAAUUAAAUAUUAAUUUUGAUAUUAUAUAUAUAAGUAAACAAACAUUCAAAAGUCGAAUUCAAAUAUUCAAUUAAAAACACUGUACAAAUUGAUCUAUAUAUAUAUACACAUACAAAUUGAUUUAUAUAUAAUAGUCGAAGCCGAAAAAUAAUUGUACAAAGUGCACAAAAACUAUACAUUUUUAAAAAUCAUAUCAAGAUGGGAUUGCAUAUUUUUUGGCCAGCAACUACUUGUUUAACACUUUUUGUUGUUUGUAUAAUAAUAAUCUUAUUGAAAUACGGUUCACAAAUUUGUAAAAUACGGCAUACAGCAUUGCCAUCUGACCGAGAAUGGGAAGAAAAAGCAUAUUCACGAAAACUUUCAAUUUCCAUGGCAUAAAGUUAGAUAGAUAUCACCAUAUGUUUUCAUAUGUCAUCUAAUUCAUAAUAGCAAAGAAUUUAGAUUAAAAUUAGGAUAUAUUUUAACAUAUAGAUAUAUGCUUAUUCUAUAUUUAAUAAUAUUUCAAAUCUAAAAACUAUUUUUCACAAAUAUGCUUUAAAAAAAUUACUUAAACACUUAUACAUAUGUAUAAUAUACAUAUGUAUAAUAUAUAUAUAUGUAUAAUAUACAUAUAUAUCAGUGUUUUAUUUUAAAAUAAUGUAAUUGUGUGCCUUAAAAAAUAAUUUUGUCUUUUAUACAUUACCUUUUAUGCAUUUUAGCAUAAGAAAUUUUAAUGAAUCUUCGUUUAUCUAUAUAAAAUAUUAUAGUUAUUUGUGUCAUGAAAAUUAAUUUUUUUCCAAUACAAUAUUAAUAAUAUACAAUUAAUAAUUAAAUAAAAAAUAAAUAGAUCAUAUAUUUGUUUACACAAUAAUUUUAAGAAAAUAAGCAAUAUAUAAUUUUUACAUUUUAUAUAAUUUGAAAAUAUAUUUCAUGACACAAUAUAAAAAAAAAAUAGAAUAUUUGUAAAGAAAGACUAUGUAAUUAUAUUAAAAGAUCUGUAAUCCGUCCCAUUUUUUAAGGUUUAGUAUUUUUUAUAAAACAAUUUUAUAAUUAUCUGCAAACUUUUGUAUUUUUUUAUAUGUUUUUCAUAUAAAUAAAAAAUGCUUAUCUUUACAUAAAA